This is a messenger RNA of Ilyonectria robusta, 2568 nucleotides long. RefSeq lists its product as uncharacterized. The record is from RefSeq and is a predicted model, not a curated record. NCBI's taxonomy places the organism in Eukaryota, Fungi, Ascomycota, Sordariomycetes, Hypocreales, Nectriaceae. The transcript is spliced from 3 exons. Bases 189 to 2201 code for a protein of 670 amino acids.
CACCAACAGCCACAGCACGCUCCCUCCGCCACCGCAAAUCCCAAGCAACACCAGGAUCGCGACGAGACAAGCGCGAAGCAGCAUCACCAGCAACUCCAGCGCACAUUCUCGAAAACGCCCAAACCCGCACCGCCACACCACCAUCGCAUACCUCUAGAAGGAGCUCCAUCAGAAGACGGCUCUUCAACAUGUCGAGCACGACGGGCAAAUGGCGCGAGGAGCAGGUCCUCAUCGUCUGCCCCGGCAGCCGCAUGACCAUGGCCCAGCUAGGAUGCAGCGAGCUGACCCUCCCCACGCGCCGCAUGCAAACUCGCAUGUUCAAGGACGGCGAACAAUGGGCGCCUUACCACAGGGCGAAGCGCACAAAGCUGGUGAAUGGCCAGGAGGAGGAGGAGUGGGUGGAAGAUGUGGAUGAGGACGAGGGUGCUGUGUAUCCCAUUCAAGCUGGUCGCAUUGUCAACAUGGAGGCCUUUCUCGCCUUUCUCGACCAUGUCCACGGCCUCUUAACAACCACCUACCACAACACUCCCAUCAUGCUCAUGGCCUCGCCGCAAUGGACGCGCCCCGACUGCGAGACUAUUGCCCGGUACAUCUUCGAGAACACCCGAACCCCGGCACUGUGCGUAAUCCACAGCGGUGUCGCAACUCAGUACGGACUGAAGUGGCCCAACAUGACCGUGGUGGAUAUUGGCUUUCAGAAGGUCGAUGUGACAGCGAUUCAUGACGGACGCGUUGCGAAUCAUAUGGAGGUCAGCUCCGUGGGUCAGGAAGGCCAGAUCAGCGGCGGAGAGGUGUUCACUCAGAACCUGCUCCGGUUACUGAAAGGGAAGGGAUUCAACCACGACAUGGCCGAGCAGUUAAAAAAGAGCUCUAUCUGCGAGGUUCUUCCCUACGUAGGCACGGCGGCUAACCUGAUGGAGUUGCCCGUGGGGAGUGCCUCCGAGGCAGCCGCCUACUAUGCUUCUGACGCGACUAUGACCACGGCCAUCGGUGCGCCCAAACCUCUGGACGAGGGCGAGAACUCCAAUGGCAACGGUGACGACGAUGGUGUGUUGGAUGUGGCCACCAUCGUUACCACCGGCCAGACCAAGGAGUUCCUCGCUAAGAAGGAGAAAGAGAAGGAGAAGGGCAAGCCUGGGAGAAAGGCCAAGGGCGAUAAGGAUGCCGAUGCGGCUGCUAACAAGCCCGCGCGCUUGCCUAACUCGAAGAGGUCGAAGAACAUAUUCUACUUUGAGGAAGUAAUUCUUGAGGAGGUGCCUGUGCCGGCCAAGGAGCCCACAGCGAAGAGUACCAAUGGUCCAGCCGAGGGUGAGAAGAAGGAGGGUGAUGCCAAUGGGUCCGCUGCUCCUCCAGCCGACGAUGCUGCAGCAAAGGAGGCUCCCAAGCCUGAGGGCGAGGUCGCGACCACGGAGAACAAGCCUGAAGAGAGACCCGAGGCUCCUGCAGCUGCCGCCACCAGCACCAACGAGACCCCUGAGAAGCGACCCAAGCGCGUCCGUCGAGACAUUGAGGUCGGUCUGGAGCGGUUCAAGUUUGCGGAGCGAGUCGAGAUCGAUCGCAUCGUCAACGCUAUCUACCGCACUAUUCAGGGCAUCGAUGACAUGUACAUGCGCCCGGCGUGUUGGGACAACCUCGUCUUCGUCGGUAAUGGUUCUCGUUUGCGAGGCCUCAAGGAGAACAUUCUCCAGACGCUCACCGCCCGUCACCUCGUCUCACCAUCCACAGCUACCAUGUUCACCUCGGAGCUGCCCUCCAACAUGGCCACCCCUACCGGUACCGGCGCGCAGACACCUACAGGAUCCUUCACCGGCGCGCCUCAUCAACUGUCCUCAAGCGGCGUGAACCCUCUGCUCCAGGCCGCGACCACAGCCAAUGCAGCUGCUGGCGGCGUUAAUAACGUUGUCGCAACUCCUCAGGCCGGAUCUGAGGCUGGCGGUCCCGCUGUUGGUCAUCACUUCCAUAGUCAGACGCCUACGAGCAUCAAGACCGCCGCUCUGCCGACGUACUUGAGCGAGUGGACCAAGAACGGCUUCGAAGAAUCCAUGUUCCUCGGCGCACAGGUCGCAGCUCGCAUUGCCUUCUGCCUGCACACCAACAUGGAUGCGCAAGCUAUUGAGGCACAGAGGCUCAUGAGCUUGAGCAGAGUCGAUUACAACGAGCUAGGUCCCAAGGGUAUCCGCACCCACUCCAUGCUUGGCUAGACGAUGCCUUGCUUUCAGGUUUUUGUUUGUUUGGUUUUUAUCUGCUUGAGACGAGGACUCGGAGUUUUCGGCCCAGCGAAUUGGAAUGGAGAUGCUCAAAAGGAAGACCCAAAGAUGCUCGAUGCUAGGGACAGUGAAGCCCCCAAGGUCCAGCUGGACAGCUGCAGACCUUGAGAGUAAGAUCUCGGCUUGUUUCGAGAUGAAUGCAUGGGAGAGAGGAGGGAACAGGCAGGCGGUGUAAUAGUAUAGAAGCUACGGUUGCCUUGUAUGAUAUCCCUCCUAGUCUUUGGAAUGAGAUUGACGUGAUGAGGGACCAAUGCCAGUCUUGCCACAACUUGAAGUGUUAUACGGAUCGCAUAGCUUGUUG